CUGUCACAGCCGUGUUUGUUGUUUUCCCGUGCCCGCACGUUGUGUGUAUCGAACUCGCUCGGGAUGAAGACGGACAAUAAAUCACACUCACACCGUCCGAAAGGUGGUGGCCAACGGAACCGAGGUAAUGCAGGCCAAGGCAAACGGAAGGACAAAUUCUUCCUCGAUGUUCCAAAGUCGGAAAACAAACCGUACCAACAGCAGCGGAAUCAAAAGGAUGGUGGUAGUGGCGGCGGUGGCAAUGGAAGACCGUUUGGAAAGCGUGGUUCGGGCGUGCAGAAAACGGUAGCGUUCAAGCCCAAGCAGCAGGGACACCGGCAAGGAGGCGGCGGUAAAAAGCCAUCGUACAACAAAAACAACCCCAACAGCAAAAACAACAAGUACAGCAAACCACCGGGAGGCCGACCACCGGGCAACAAAGGCAAACCGGACGGAAGGAAAGGUGGCGGUGCAGCGCAAUCAUCCAGCGAACCGCCGCACUUUGAAGGCAAACCGGAGAAGGUGAACUACUGUCUGGCGCCGGACCGGCUGGAGGCACAGGCGCGGGCAAUUAAGCAGAUCGAGCGGCAGGAGCGGGAGGCGGAGUUCGAGCGGAAGAAGCAGGACCGGCAGCUGAAGCACAAAAAGAUGACGCAGAAGACGCGCAAGGGCCAGCCGGUGAUGCAGGGCCGGCUGGAGAUGCUGUUCGAGAAGGUGAAGAAGGUGGUCGGCGUGCAGUAAUGAGGCUUGGAGUGAGUGUGUGAGCGAACCUUGGUAUGUAAUCCCCAUCCUUGAGUGUGGCCUUGAGAAGGUGUAAUAAACAAUGCUUAAUUCAAUAAGGUAAACAAUA
This is a messenger RNA of Anopheles arabiensis, 829 nucleotides long. RefSeq names its product translation initiation factor IF-2-like. The transcript has a single exon. The record is from RefSeq and is a predicted model, not a curated record. The coding region runs from base 64 to 720 and encodes 218 amino acids. Lineage: Eukaryota; Metazoa; Arthropoda; Insecta; Diptera; Culicidae.